AUAUAUGAAGUACUUAUAUCCAUACGAGUGCGAAAAAAGAGGGCUGAGCAAUCCCAAUGAACUCCAAGCUGCCAUUGACAGCAACCGGCGAGAGGGCCGUCGGCAAGGAUUCAGUGGUUCAAUCUUUACUUACUCCCCCAGCGGCACUCAUACCAUGCUGUCUUCACCCAAGAUUCAAGUACCAACCUUGGGACUGACCUCAGCCACCAAUGGCAGCCCCAUUGCCCCUGUUCCAAAAAUCAAGAAAGAGGAAGAUUCUGCAAUUCCCAUCCCAGUGCCCACCCGCCUGCCCGUCUCACUUGCAAGCCAUCCUGUCGUCGCAGCGCAGGCUGCAGCUGUGCAAGCAGCAGCAGCCCAAGCUGCUGUAGCUGCUCAAGCUGCUGCGUUGGAACAGCUGCGGGAGAAGCUGGAAUCAGGGGAGCCGCCAGAAAAGAAGAUGGCACUUGUGACAGAUGAACAGCAGCGUCUGAUGCAAAGGGCAAUCCAACAAAACUUGCUCGCCAUGACCGCUCAGCUGCCGAUGAGCAUCCGGAUCAACAGUCAAGGGGCACGCUCACCAGAAAACCGCCAAGACUCUUCCAUGAACCUGGCUGCCAAUGGCACCAGUAGCAUUAGCAUGUCAGUCGAGAUCAAUGGCAUCGUGUAUGCAGGAGUGUUGUUUGCUCAAACUCCAGGAGCCUCGACUUCUCACAAUAAAGGAAGCGCCAACAGUGGGCGGAGUUCCAGCAGCACCGGCAGUGGUGGUGGCAGUGGUGCAACAGGUGGCACGGCAGCAGGUUCACAAGUUGGUGUGCCCCCUGCACCGACUUCUACCUCAACCAACUCCUUAUCGCCUUAAACCCCACCACCUCUUCUUCCUCCUCCAUCCCGCAAAAAUGAAGACGCCGUUUGGACAGUACAUUAGAGACCGGCCCUUUCCUUACCUGUUCCCCCGUGUGCAGUGGGGGAGUGAAAUUGUGCCUUCCCCACCCUCUGAUACCCCCAGGCAUCAGGACCUGAGUGAUACAUUUGGAUGGGGUUUUCUCGGAUUUUGGAGCAGGGUGGUGGGGGAAUCAGUGAUGAACCUAACCGCUUGUGGCAUCCAGCCAUGGACAUCAAGGGGUAACAAGAAUAGUGUAGGUGGUCUCUAAAGGUGCAAACUCCCCCCUCCCCCCAGGCAGCAAGGAGUUCAGGGAUGGUACUGUCCCAGGUUGGGACAAACAUUAAGAAAACAAAGUGCAUUUUUUUCCUACCACAGCUGAAAACCAAACACCAAACCAGAUUUAGCACUCAGUUUCUGGGGAACUGGAGUACCUGGAGUGAUGGUUCUCUCCUGUCCUCCUUCCUCUGCUGGGGUUUUUUUUUCUCCUCCCCUUUAAAGCAUUCUUUCCCUGUUUGGUAUUCUCUGUUUAGGGUUGUGCUCCAUGGGGUCCUGGGCACUGCAGUCCCUACAUACCCGGAGGGCACCAAUUUGGGGAAGGCUGCUUCCAUUUGGAAAGAAACAUUGGGAAGAACAACCACACAAAAGCUAAGUGGGGUGGAGGGGUGUUGUUAAAUUCUGAGCCGGAGCAAUACUGUGCAGACUAGCUUUUUGACGUAAUGCAUUGUAGAUCCAUAACUCCUUACCUCAUGCAAAUCCACACUUUGCACUGUGUGUCCUUUUGAUUUUUAUUUUAUUUUUUAAAUUAUUCUUUGGGAUACCUCCAGACAAGUAGCAGUGGCGGCAGUGGGUGUGCCUCCACUCUCACAGGCUUGCUUUGAAAUGGAACCCUAAAUAAAAAAAUACAUAUAUCAAAGAUUUCACAGAUUGAGGAUAAUUUGGGGAAAGCUUUAUUCCUUGCCUUUUUGAAAACUGCUGUCAAACUAUUUAAGGAAAAUGAAAGGGAGGGUGUAAAUACAGUGUUUAUUUUCAAUAGAUCUCUCUCUCCUCUCCCAAAUUAGACUCAUAAAGCAAGCUUCAUGUAUUUGCAUUUGUUAGGGAAAGCACCUCUAAAAUAUGUUUCUUCUUUUUAUCUUGCUAUAAUAACAACUCUUUGGAGCUGUCUGACUUCUUCCUCUUCCCCCCCCCCCCAGAUCUGGGUAGGGCUUUGAGGGUGCUCAGGUAGUUUUUUGUGUGUGGAGUGGGUGGGGUUUGAGGGGCUAUGGUAGCAUUUCAUAGGAUAUUUUUAUACAGAGCUGCCUCACCCCACGUAUGGAUUGUACGUAUGUGAGAGUGAGGACUGAAAGGAGCAGCCUGCCAGCUGUUUAAUUGUUGGGUCUCUUCUAAUUCAUCUUAACCUACAGAAGAUUCUGUCUGUCAUACAGUAACGGUGGUUGAUUGCUUCAGAUGUUUCUUAAAAACAAUUUAAAUAGUAGCAUUUACCUGUGGCAAAUUUCUGCAAAGCUGCUUUUUUCCAAGCUUCUUUUCAAAGCACACCUAUUUAGAAAACAGAAGGGAGUGGCAUAGUCACCAUGAUUUCUCUCCCACUGGUGGGAAUUAUAGUGGGGGUGCACUACAGAAUCCCCAUAGUUCUCAGUCAACUGUCAGCUACCUACAUUUAAUCCCACCCUCCUUUUUAAGCAUGAUUUGUUAGAAGUACUGUAGAUCUAACUCCUCAGACCACGUUAAGACUGGCUUCCUUGCUAGCAUUCAGAUACAUUUGGAACAUGGGAAUGAGAAACUUGUUAUGGGUUGUCCUGUGCCUCCAAAAUGAGAUUGGGCAGUUUUAGUGAAGCUUGCCUGACUACUGUAUGGGGUUGUGUAGGGUUCUACCAGUCUCCAGCACUGUUGGGGUGUCUGUGCCACUCCAGAAUCACUCCUGCCCUAUUUAUAAUUUCAUUUACAAGGAAUCAAAGGAUCUGCAGGACAAAUAUCUUCCAUCAUCUCUAGCAGAGAUCACUCCAUUUUGCCCCCCUCCCCGACCCACCAAACUCAAAGCUUUCUGGGAUCUCCAUGGUUUGGUCUUCUAGCAUUCUUUCUCUGAGUAGCUGUGUUUGGGUUUGCUUUAGAAUAGCUGAAAAAGAGGCAUCUACCUUGAUUUUUUUCCCCAUUGCUUUUUGCAGUUACAGAGGAGGUGACAGAAAUAGUCUCUGGUCCUUCUCUGCAAAAUAUAGAAAGGUAGCUUGGAAACAUCAUGUUCACAAUCUCAAAAACUAUUAUGUUUUUCAGGGCCACCAUUUUCAGCUUCUCUCUUCCUUCUGACCUCUUCCUUUAAUGCAUUUUAGAAAAAAAUCCUUUGGAGUUGAGCAUUUCUAUUCCAAAAGGCCGGUGAACUUUACAUCAAAAAGAUAUUCAUUCUCCCUUGCAAGAGCCCCAUGCUUAUUUUGAUGGCUCCCCCCCCCCCCCUUUUAAUUUGCCACUGAGGGAAGUAGACUGAGGUGAGCAAUUUGGUUAAUUCCCUCUCUCCAUUCUCCUAGGGUAUAUGCACUCCAAUUCACUCACUUCAUACCCUCUAAAAGUAUAAUUUAUUUCAGCCCAUGCAAUUAAAUGAGUGCCACUUUCAAAGAAAUGGAGCCUCUAUAAGAGAGAUGCUAUUUGUGGAUUUACCCUGUUAUGAGACAGAACCUUGAAAACUAGGUAGAGACAUAGUUGGAAGAUGUUGCUUUAUCAUUGACUCCCUCCCAAUGUUAAUCACAUACCUUAGAGUUAAGAUUUUUUGCUUUGGCAUGUUGUAAUUUUCUGUGUGGUUAGUCUAAGUGAGCUCUGCAAAUUUUUAUGGGGUUUGAAGCGGGUAUAUGUUCUCUCUUCCUCUUCAUUACUGGGAUUUUAAUGCUAUCACUUAGUUGCAUCAUACAAUAUACUGGAGUGUGGUAACCCUUUCCCUUAGGGCUGGUUUUUAAGUGAGAUUCUGAGAUAUUGUAAUUGAUGUAGCAUAACAGAAACUAUUUGAGUUAGUAUGUCAGCAUUUUCAAGCAGGAGGCAUUUUUCAACCUCACUGAAUAACCCGUUACACCCAGUUGGAUGAUCAUUUUCAUCAUGCCCCAGACAGGAUGCUUGGUGGGGGGUGUUAGGAGAUGGAGUCCCACACUUUUGAUUGGGUGCCAAUUUAGCAAAGGCUGACCUAUGGAGAAUUCACAGUUGUGGCUCAAGGGGCUCUUGGGCACGCUAAAGAAAAGUCAGCCUAUCUUCAGCUUCUGCAGAUUCUGAAAGGGGCACACUUCACUCUUGGAAGCAGAGCGUCCGGGCCACAUUGAGCUGUUUCCCAAAGUUACAGCCCCCAGGUGUUUCAGUCUGUUUGGGGCCUUUUUGCUGUAGUUCAGCAUUGCAACCCCUCCCCUCUAACGCCAGAUAAAGGUGAAAUCCCUUGGGUUACAAGUAUAUGUUUAGAAACAUGGGGGAAAGCAUGUUGUCUUUAAAUGAUGGAGGAGGAGGAUGGUUUGGCUUUCUGAGAUGAGCCAAAUGGAGCACCCUGAGCCCCACAAGCUGCCACCCACAGGGAGUUUUUCCAUUCUCAGGAUUGCAGAGGGUAUCUCGUGGGAGAAAAAAGUGGCCUCUUAAGAGAGAGAAAUCCAGUAGAUUGGCUUCUAAGGGGUGUAGAGGAACUGUGAAGUGGCUUAACCAUGAAAGGGAAAAGGAAAAAGUGCUCUUAAAGUGGAAUUGGUGGAUCUAACCCUUUUUAGAUGGGAAAAACUCUCUUUCUGCCUCUUUUGCUUCCAGAAUGAACUUUCUUUUGACACAGGUUGGGAACGGAGGGAGACAUGCCUCUUGCCAGGUGCACUUUCAAGAAAGGCUUUUCUUCUCUAGUUAGAUGCUGACUGGUUGGUGGAGGAAGAAACAUGUUUCUCUUUCCGCCCACGGUCAUUGCCAGAGGGUUUGUCUGUGACCUGUGGGCAGCCAAAGGGAGGAGAGCAUCGGCACAAGGCGUCCCUCAUAAUUUCAUCUGUGCUCCAUUGGUUUGAUAACAAGAUGGUAUCAGAUCCCAAUCUGAAAGCAUUCCUACCCAUGGACUACCCUGCCAUUUUGAGACUUUCUGUGAAGACUAGCUUUUAAGUUGGAGCCUUUCCCCUCACAACCUUCACCACAGUUCAUUUUGUGUGUGUGUGUGUGUGUGUGUGCGCGCGUGUGUGUUCUAUGCUGAAUCAGCAUUCCCCAACACAAUUCCCUCCAGAUGUGAUAGGACUGCAACUCCCAGAAUGCCCAGACAACGUGGCCUAAGGAAUUCUGGGAACUGUGGUGGUACCAUUGCUAGAAGAGGUCCAGCUGGUGAAGGCUUGAUGUUCCAGGGCUUCUGUGGGAUCUGAAGACUGUCUACCCCUUUUAUUUUCUGAUCCAACCUACACACCCACACACACACACCCAGGUGGAACCAGCUGAAAGCAUUUGAUUCCUUUUUUGCAUAAGCUAACUACAUUGGGAUGUGCCUCGUUGGGCUUUAAAAAGCAGAGUUCUCGACUUUUGUGGAAAUCUCAGAGGAUUCGGCUAAGCUAAAAUGGAAGUUGAUUUCUAGAUGUUAUGUCUGAGGUGGGCUUUGUAAGUGUGGCAAUGAAAAAAUCUCUACUUCUUCCCAGCAAAACUUUCAGUUGCAAUUGCCAGUAAAUUCAAUCAGUAUCUAUAUUCUCUGCCAGAUGACCAACAUUAUUUUGUUUCUUUCAACAGAAUAUUCCAUUGAAUAUUCCAUUUCAAGGCUUUUUAAAAAAUCUGUAUUUUCAUGCUUUCUUAAAAUGAUUAUCCAAAUUUGGCCCAAGAUUUAUGUCCCUGCAAACCAUGCCCAAGGUGCAAAAUUGUUCUGCUGUCAUCUUCCUUUCUUAAGCAAAUUAUUCCUGGUCUAACCUUAGCUGUAAGUAGGAGAUAUGUAAACAAGUUAUCCGAGGUCUAACGAGUAUGGUUGUGUGUUGAAUAUGUUGACUAUAAAGUGGGUGAAACUGUCACAGGCAAGAGUUCAGCCACAUUAGGGUGGGGAGAAACUGCUCCUGUAUUCUGUAUCGUUCUGUGAAAUAAGGUGAGUGUAUUGAGACGGUGUCUUUCUGUUUUGUGUCUCUGCUUCCCAAACAUCUGUUUGCUAGAUAAUUGGUUAGAAUAAGUUAAAGCAGCCUUUUUGUUGUGAAUUGUGGAUCCAUGUCAUCCUGUGUAUCACUCCUCUUCCAUCCUCAGAGGGAAAUUUUUUUACCUACCUGUUGGAUGGACAAUCUUCCCCUGGCAACAUAGAGAUGUUUUAAAGAAUAUGCAGUUCCUUCCUCAACAAACAGGCAAUUAGGGUAUCCAUCUUGUCAAAUUUUAGGCCAAGCAUUGUUCCCUCCUCUGGUGGCUGCUUGUUGUAGAGAGACAAAGGCCCUUCUACCUUCCUUUAGUAAGGUAACAUAUGCACAAGUGUCUUUCUCAUGUAUGCUGUUCCAUGUGGGAGCUGCAAUUAAAGUAAUUAGCUGUAGUUUUCUAUUUCAUUGGAAUGGGGGAAAACAGUGGUUAUUAGCUUUGGAAUAAGCUAGGAUAUUAAUCCAGCUUCAAAUAAUGCUUUAAUGUCCCAGAUUAUUCCAGCUUUUGAUGAUCAGUUCAGACUAUGGGGAAGCUGGUUAAAACAAGCUCUUUGCUUGUUUUGCUGUAUGUUACAAAGAGAUUGUGAGGCUUGGCAAAGGAUGUGUGUGUAUUUUAGCCAUAAGAAUGUCCAAAUGUCGCCAAACCUUGUGACAGCUUUCAGGAGCUACAAAGUGCAAGGUAUCACUCUUGGUUCCUCAUUUUGGUAGCUCUUUCUUUGGAAUUCACUGGUCUCAAUCGAAAUAAUUUAAAUUUCUGCCAAUUUUGCAUGAGAGACCCUUGCAACCUGUUUGUCCACUAAGCAUGUCACUCUAUUCAUUAUUGGUGGGUGGGUCUUGGGAUUUUUCCCCUAAACAUGAAAGAGGGUUCUAGUGUGUGGGUGGGUGGAGAAGAAAGAUUCUAUAACUAAAUUUAUAUAA
Python bivittatus (Burmese python) is the source of this 6846-nucleotide messenger RNA. Lineage: Eukaryota; Metazoa; Chordata; Lepidosauria; Squamata; Pythonidae. The record is from RefSeq and is a predicted model, not a curated record.